UAACGUUAGCGUUUAGCUUCUGUACAUGUAAACAAUGUAAUGAACACGAGAAAAGGUUCCGGCUGGAACACACGGAAACAAACAGUCCGGAGCACAAAGAGAGAGUGCUGGGUUUUUUGGUUUGUUACAGGUUGAUUAAGAGGCUCCUAUGGAGUCACUCAACACCUUUGAAUCCGAGAUGGAGGCUGACGGACAGGGAAACUACUCUCUGUUUCCUGCACUGGACAGCAUUGCAAGUCUGUCUGGGACUGCAGAAACACUGGAGAGUGAACCUCCCACUGAAAUUGCUGAAAAGCCAAACCUCACAUGGCUUGAUGCUGCACAGAUUGUCCUGGAGGAAGCAGGCCGGCCUAUGCACAUAAAGGAGAUCAAGCAGAGAAUCAUUGACCGAGGACUUGUUCAGUCCAAUGCAAAGUCAAGCUUGGAGGCUGUCAUGUACCGUGAGACACAAAAAGGCAGCAGGAGAUUCAAGAGGAUUGAGAACAGAAACGGAGUCUUUGCGCUGCUGACUGAUGAGGAGCGGCAGCAGGCCCUGCAGGCCUUCACUGCCCAGUCCUUCCUCGGAUCCCCGACCCAGAAUACCAUAUCCAGUUCUGGCUCAGGUACCCCGGCACCUGCAUUUCCAUCUCCUGCAAGUUCAUCAGAGCAUAAAGCAAAGGUGAAGAGAGGUCAGCGAAAGAACCAGAAUGAAAAAUAUCGGCUCAAGUAUCUCAGGUUACGGAAAGCAGCUCGUGCAAUGAUAUUUGAGAAUGCAGCCCUCUGUGAUGAGGUUGCCCACUUAGAAGAGAAAUUUCUGAGAGCAAAGGAAGAGCGGAGGUUCUUACUGAAGUCAUUGUUGCAGUACCAGUCAUUGUCAGAGGGGGAGAUCCUGCCGACACCCAGCUCCAGCUCUCAUCCACCUGUGCAGAAUGUGGCAAUGACUUCAGGACCUGCUGGGUCUUCAGGCCUGUCUGCAGGUCAUAACCUGCCAUCAGCGCCAACUGGGGAUGAAGGACCACUUAAAAAACCCAAGAAAGAAAGAAAGGAGCGAGCCAGGGAGAAUGGAAAAGAAGAACUUCCAAGAAAGAUGUCCAAAAAGAGAAAACUAGCAGAUGGUUCCCGCAAGCUGGUGCAGCCCAUUCCUCUGGACUCAUCUGGUCGUCCUGUCUUUCCUAUCGUACUGGGAGGUUUAACUGUCUACAGUCUGGGAGAGAUCAUCACAGACAGAAUGUUAUUCCAUGACGAGUGUGCCAUCUAUCCAGUGGGCUUCUGCAGCACACGGGUGUUUGCCAGCAUGAAAAACCCUGACCAGCAGUGCCUCUACACCUGCCAAAUCAAGGAUGGAGGAACAGGUCCACAGUUUGAAAUCGUGCCUGAAGAAGAUCCUCAGAAUGCCAUCGUAGCCUCCUCUGCUCUGACGUGCCACUCCAAUCUCCUCAAGGCCAUCGCAUCUGUCAGUUCCAAGUCUGUGGCGCCCAUCGUACCAUCAGGAGCAGACUUCUUCGGCUUCUCUCAUCCCACCAUCCAGAAUCUCAUCCAGAGUUGUCCUGGAGCGCGGAAAUGUUGCAACUACCGAUGGAUACGAUUUGAAGUCUGUCGCCCUGGUGAUAGCCAAGUCCCUCACAGCCUGUCAGAGGACGAUGCCUCGGUCAACUUUGAGGCCUACCAGAGACACCAGGGCUUCGAUGAGAAUAUGAAAACUGAGCAGAUGACAGGUCAGACACCGCAGUCUCCCAGUUCUUCACAUCAGCACCACCUUACCUCCCCAACUAUGAAGCCUUCUACCUCAUAUUUCAGCUCUUGAGAUUCUGCGCUUCAGCAACUCUGAAAUUAGUGUCAACAGAUUGUAAUUCCCUGGAAUAUUCACAGUAAUUUACAAGGCUUACCUAUGUUUGUUUUUUGUGUCAAAGUAAGCCCCACGCACAGCAUACUAAAGAUAUGUACUUGCAUGGUUGACCUUAAUAUUCUAGAUCCAGCUAAUGAGUUUGAGCAGUUAAAUGUUUAGAGCCUGUUUAAUCUCAGACUGCACCCAGCAGCCCAGAUGGGUGCAAUAAAGAGCAUAAUUGCGCUUUUGGUCAAUUCUGCUUUGUAUAUUAACAGUGGCACAGCUAAAACUGUGAUUGAGAUAUCAUUAUUAUAGGAGGGUUUGCUGCUAGACAGAUUAUACCGAACAACGUUAUUACAAUUUGUCAGGUUUAUUGCAUUCAGCUGUUGGUAUGCUUCUUAAAAGUCGCAGUUAUAAAACAUUCAAGAGUUCAAAGUACACACUACAUUUGUCUGUUUUAUUUUGACAUAAAUGUGUUUUACUUUGAAUGAAAUACAUGCACUGACGAUUUGACAUUUUAUUUGCAGUUAUACUUUAUGUUAGACAGGGUAAUUAAAGGCAGUUAUUAUAAUUUUUUUUCUUUUACAAGCAAUAAAAAACCAAAGUCACAUUAUUAAAGUGCAAUAAAUGAAGGCAGAUUUUACGUAGUUUGUUAGUCUUUCUGGAUCUGAAAACAGAGUAGCCCCCUUUAAUUGAUGUAAACAAACUG
Messenger RNA from Sphaeramia orbicularis (orbiculate cardinalfish), 2513 nucleotides. It is a transcript of the gene fyrd1, whose product is annotated as transforming growth factor beta regulator 1. Bases 149 to 1783 code for a protein of 544 amino acids. The record is from RefSeq and is a predicted model, not a curated record. The transcript has 15 exons. Gene Ontology annotation, biological process: regulation of DNA-templated transcription; regulation of cell cycle. Lineage: Eukaryota; Metazoa; Chordata; Actinopteri; Kurtiformes; Apogonidae. Gene Ontology annotation, cellular component: nucleus.